GGUCACAUGACCCAUCAUGUGAUGCUACCCGGAAGUCCUCGACAACGCUUUGGUCGCAGGUGGCCUCCGAGCUGUGGACAGGAUGUUCUCGGCGGGCGCGGAGAGUCUACUGCACCAGGCCAGGGAGAUACAGGAUGAGGAGCUGCAGCGAUUCUGCACCCGGGUCACUAAGCUGCUGCAGGAACCUCCAGGGCCAGCCGCCGUGGAUGCCCUACAGAGGCUCUUCCUCAUCGUCUCAGCCACCAAGUAUCCCCGACGGCUGGAGAAGGUGUGUAUGGACCUGUUGCAGAACACCCUCUGUUCGCCCACAAAUCCUGAGCAGCUUCAGGUCCUCUGUGCCGCUAUCUUGAGAGAGAUGUCACCUUUUGAUGACCUGGCCCUGUCCUGUGAUCACACCCAAAACACCCGGCAGCUCAGUCUUGUGGCCUCUGUACUCUUAGCCCAGGGAGACAGAAAAGGAGAGAUCAGCUGUCUGAGCCAGCGCAUCUUCAAGAUCCUUGAGAACCGGCAGCCCGAGGGGCCCAGCGUCAGGCACCUCCUCCCCGUCCUGACCAAGAUCAUUGGCCUGGCCCCAGGCACCCUCGUGGAAGACCAGACCAACCUGCUCAGCAGAAGGCUAGUGGACUGGCUGCGCUACGCCAGCAUCCAGCAAGGCCUUCCAUACUCAGGUGGCUUCUUCUCUACACCCAGGACCCGGCAGCCUGGUCCCAUCACAGAGGUGGAUGGAGCAGUGGCUUCUGACUUCUUCACGGUCCUCUCCACGGGCCAGCACUUCACAGAGGACCAGUGGCUGAACAUGCAGGCCUUCUCCAUGCUUCGGAAAUGGCUGCUCCACAGUGGCCCUGAGGAUCCAGGCAGUCCAGAUGCAGAUGACAGGUCAGAGCUGGAGGGCUCCACCCUGUCUGUGCUCUCUGCUGCCUCCACUGCCAGCCGACUGCUGCCCCCUCGGGAGAGGCUGAGAGAGGUGGCCUUUGAGUACUGCCAGCGCCUAUUGGAGCAGAGUAACCGGAGAGCCUUGAGGAAGGGGGACUCCGACCUACAGAAAGCUUGCCUGGUGGAAGCUGUGUUGGUGCUGGACGUGCUGUGCCGGCAGGACCCCUCCUUCCUUUACCGCACCCUCUCCUGCCUGAAGGCCCUGCAUAGGAGGCUAGGUGAAGACCCUGGCAGUGAGCGGGCACUGGUGCCCCUUGCCCAGUUCUUCCUGAACCAUGGGGAGGCAGCCACCGUGGAUGCGGAAGCCAUCUACCAGCACCUGCUCAGCAGGCUCCCUUCCGAGCGCUUCUACAGCCCAACCCUGGCCUUCGAGGUUACACACUUCUGCACGCGCAACCUGGCCCAGUUCGACCCCCACUUCCUCAGCCUCCUCAGGUUGAGCUUCCCUAGUCUGUUCAAGUUCCUGGCUUGGAACAGCCCUCCCCUCACAGCCGAGUUUGUGGUCCUCCUCCCGGCUCUGGUAGAUGCCGGCACCGCCGUGGAGAUAUUGCACGCACUGCUUGACCUGCCCUGCCUGACAGCUGCUCUGGACCUACAGCUCAGGUCCUCACAAACCCCAUCGGAAAGGCCGCUUUGGGAUGUCUCCCUCAGGAUUCCCAACUGCCUGGAGGCCUUCCGGGACCCACAGUUCCAGGGACUCUUCCGUCACCUGCUUCGUACCAAGGCCAGCGGCUCCACACAGAGAUUGACACCGCUUCACCAGCUGCUGAAGCCCAUGGCCAGCUGUGGCCGGGUAACCCAGUGUUCGGAGGCGGUGCCCAUCCUGCUUCAGGCCUUCUUCUCAGCUGUGACCCAGUUUGCUGAUGGGGCCCUGAUCAACCAGCUGGCACUGCUGCUUCUAGACAGAAGUGACUCCCUCUACCAGGUCCCUCAGUAUGAGGCCAGUGUGCACAGGGUGCUGAGCUCCCAGCUUCUGGUGCUAUGCAAGCUGAAGCCAUCAUUGGUGGUGGAGCUGUCACGAGAGCUUCUGGAAUUUGUGGGGAGCGUGAGCAGCAUCUGCAGCCGAGCCAGCAUGUUCACCUGUGUGGUAUGGGCCAUUGGUGAAUACCUGUCAGUGACCUGCGACAAGAGAUGCACAGUGGAGCAGAUCAACAAGUUCUUUGAAGCACUGGAGGCCCUGCUGUUUGAAGUCACCCAGUCCCGCCCCUCGGCUGACCUGCCCUGCUGUCCCCCACAGGUGGUCACUGUACUCAUGACCACGCUGACCAAGCUGGCCUCCCGGAGCCAAGACCUGAUCCCAAGGGUGUCAUUGUUCCUGUCAAAAAUUCGGACCCUGGCCCAGAACCCAGCCACCAGCUCCGUGCACAGUGAGGAGGAUGCAGAAGCCAUCCGUACCCGGGCCACAGAGCUACUGACUCUACUGAAGAUGCCCAGUGUGGCCCAGUUUGUGUUCACACCCACUGCAGGCGUGUGCCAGCCUCGCUACCACCGAGACACCAACACAGCCCUGCCUCUAGCCCUGCGCACCGUCAGCCGGCUGGUGGAGAAGGAGGCUGGCCUCUUGCCAGGUUGAAGAAGGGACAGUCACCACUUGAACAUUGACUACAGUUUAAGAGCCUGGGCGGCCAGCCUGAUACUUGAGUUGAGCUGCAAGUUGGGGCGACUGGAGGAGAGUGGGGAGGAAGGUGGACAUGGCCCUGAAGAUGGGAUCACUAGUUCCUGGAGAUGCAUCAUCCAGCCUUGUCCCAGUGGCUGGUCACACUCGGCGUUGAACAUGUGAUAGAUGGCUGAGCGCUUUUCCCUAGGCUGAGCAGAAGCGGCCUGGCUACUCACUGCUGUUAACUUGUUCCUAGAGUUGGGGUGGGAGCAGUGCAGGACCAAUAAUAAGCUGCUUAUGCUGGGCAGGGGUGGCACACGCCUUCUAUCCCAGCACUCUGGAGCUGAGGCCAGCCAGGGCUACACAGAAACUAAAGCACUCACACCACACACACACAAAGAAUUUUAGUGCUUAUGUGUAGGUGCUAUGCACACACCACAACACACAUGUGGAUAUCAGGAGACAGCUUUGGUGACUCAGUCUCUCCUUCGUGUGGGUCUUGGCUGGUUGUGAGGCUCGGUGACAAGCACUUUGCCUACUGAACCAUCUUGCCUUUCCCCAAAUAAACCUUUAAGUGCUGUGUACAGCCAAGAUCUCUCUGCCGUCCUCAGACUGGGAGACAAUCAGAGCCUGAGCAUGGCCUGGAGCCUGGGCCCUUCCUACCCUGUCCUGUGUGGAAGGAAGUGGCCGGUUCUCAUGCAGAAAAUCCCUGGUCCUCAUGUUUAGCUCUGGUGUCUUAGAAGUGACAAUACCAGGAGAUGAGGCUGUAGCUCAGCCAGUGGAGUGUGUCCUCCGUGCACAAAGUCCAGCAUGACCCAAGCAUUGUAGCACACCUGCAGUCCCAGCACUUGGGAGGUGGAGGCAGCGGGGUCAGAAGUUCAAGCUCACCCCUGGGUAUGCAGUAACUCAGAGGGCUGCCUGGACUACAGAAGAAAUUGGGCCUGGAAGAUGACUCAGCACAUUAAAGGCUUUGUCAUAGAAGCCUGAUACCCACGUUUGACCCCUGAUCCCAGGUGGAGAGCCAGGUGCCUGGUGUGUGCACACCUGCAGAAACUGCGUCCGUCCAAAGCUCACAGGCCUGCUAGCCUGGGGUACGCAGAGCA
Microtus ochrogaster (prairie vole) is the source of this 3633-nucleotide messenger RNA. RefSeq names its product adaptor related protein complex 5 subunit zeta 1 (gene Ap5z1). NCBI's taxonomy places the organism in Eukaryota, Metazoa, Chordata, Mammalia, Rodentia, Cricetidae. Gene Ontology annotation, cellular component: AP-5 adaptor complex. The record is from RefSeq and is a predicted model, not a curated record.